This is a messenger RNA of Effrenium voratum, 1253 nucleotides long. NCBI's taxonomy places the organism in Eukaryota, Dinophyceae, Suessiales, Symbiodiniaceae. The record is from the annotation of a GenBank genome assembly.
CGGGCACGUUUGCUUCUUUGGUCUUAGCUUGCCAUGUCGCCGCUGGACUCUCCCAAAGACAUCUCCGAGCUGCCGUUGCUGCGAGCCAACGUCAAGCUGGGCGACCGCACUCCAAGACCUCCAUUGGCUAGAGGCACAGACAGCCCGUCCGCGAGCCCGGGCGUGGAAAAUGCCGCCUACCCACAGGAGCACGUGGCGCCCCCGACCUUCUUCGCCCCACGCCCGCCAGAGGGUCCCAAGGAGCCGGGGGGAAGGCGCCGCACGGGCGGCUCGAGCGGCGCAGUGACCCCCCGCGAGACGCGGAAGGGAGCGUCCACCAGCCUGCCGCCUGUGCCGCUCACCGCCCGCGAGAAGUACCGCGACGACUUCGGGGCCUCCGGGACCUCCAACGGCUCCGGGCGCUCGGUGCACUCGGCGGCGCCGCUCGGGGCCACGGCCCCGGCCGCGCCGCCGGGGCCCAAUGCGCGGGUCCGCAGCGGGUCGCGGCACCUGAAGGCUGCGCCGAAGGCACCUUCUCCCGUGGAGCGCGCCUCGCCCGUGGAGCGCGCCUCCCCUGUGGAGCGCGAGUCUCCGGUCGCUUCGCGCGCCUCGCCCGAGCCGGGCGAGUCGCAGCGUGAGUCGCCGGAGCACGUCUCCCCGCCCAGCACGCCUGGCAGUGGCUAUGACCCGCAGGAGCUGCGAGGGCAAGAGCAACAGCUUCCGAGCUCCAGUUUCCAGGAGCUGAUGGCAGAGAUGCAGAGCGAGAAGGAGCUCUGGAACGAGAAGACCUUGGCGUUGUUGACCUCCAACCCAACCCUCGGCGCCUACGCGUCGACCGCGCUUCCCUCCACUCCCACCAUCUCCGCAUCGGUGGAACCGGAGGCGGAGGAGGUGGAAGAGGACUUGGAGCUGCCGCAGGAGCCGCCGCUGCAAGAGCCGGAGGAGGACAUGGGCGAGGGCCUGAUCGCACAGGCCUUGCGUCAAGCUGGCUUGGAUCCGGAGCAGACCUCCGUGAUGGAUCUCGUAGACUUGCCGGUGUUGGAGGAGGAGCUGGCGUGUGAGGAGUCUCGCCAAAGCCUGGAGGGCUGGAGGGAAAGCUCAAAGUCCUGGGCGCAGCAGAGGGCUCGGCAGAAGAAGGAGCGCUGCCUCUCCGGGCGGGCCACCCCCUGUGAUGAGUGAGGCGUCGCCAAGUGGGAGGUUUGAUAUUUGUCGUUGGGGGUUUCUUGGACCAUGUGGUCCUUUUCUUCUGAGGCCAUUCCUUCUGCCAACCACCC